Pocillopora verrucosa is the source of this 1896-nucleotide messenger RNA. Its product is annotated as QRFP-like peptide receptor. Gene Ontology annotation, biological process: G protein-coupled receptor signaling pathway. NCBI's taxonomy places the organism in Eukaryota, Metazoa, Cnidaria, Anthozoa, Scleractinia, Pocilloporidae. Gene Ontology annotation, cellular component: plasma membrane. The record is from RefSeq and is a predicted model, not a curated record. Gene Ontology annotation, molecular function: G protein-coupled receptor activity.
UCCGUUCGGAAUAAUAUUACAAGGAAUGGAUUAUCAUUUCCUGUAUAAUAUGGGUAGUUUUCUUUGUAGGCAGCACAGUCCAGCGUUGCAUUGAAGAUGCAGGUUGAGGAUUACCGUAUUAAUACUCUCCCUGUUCGAUUGCCAGUUGAAUAGAUGAGAUUUGGUUUAGUUUAAAAAGAAAAACAACUCCAGUUUAAGGGAUUUAGUUACUGGUGGCAGAACAACCUGCGUCCUGAAGCUUAACACUGUAUGUCGAAAGCCUGAAAACGUGUCGAACGAAGAACUCCUUGCAUGGUCACAAAUUACAUUUUGCAAAGCCAAAGGAGCAACGCGACAUCAUUCAUAAUUCAACUGAAUUUCCAAAUGGAAGUGACUACAGAGUCACCGGCAGUGAAAAGUAAUUCAUUUUGGAGCAUAAAUGACUCCAUUACCACGGAUACAUCAGAUGGCUUCAGCUGUCAGUCGAAUCAAAGCGAUGGCUCCAUAACAAAAGGAUUGAAAAUAUUCUCCUACUGUGUCAUCCUGCUUCUCUCAGUCUUUGGGAACUCUCUACUGAUCGCCAUUAUCAAGAGAAACAAGCGGAUGCAAACCAUUACCAAUUAUCUCAUCGCUAACAUGGCGGUCUCAGAUAUAUUAAUAACAGUUUCAGCCGUCCCUCGACAAAUCACAGAAAUAUUACUUGGUCCUCAGAUUUGGUUGAUUAAGGGAGAUUUUGGCUCUUUUCUCUGUAAAAGUGUGUCUUUCUUUCAAGAUAUUUCAACAGCAGUGUCAAUUUUAAGUCUCGUCGUCAUAGCCAUCGACAGAUACAGAGGAAUUGUGUUCCCUUUGCGAAGACCACUCAUAAAGCCGGCUAAACUCUGCAAAGUUAUCAUACCGUUAAUAUGGCUUGUUUCCAUGAGUCUACACGCCGUUUAUUUCUAUACUUUUCGCGUGAUAACAAUCAAUGACAAAUCAUACUGCAGGUUGAGCUGGGCUCCCAAGUUUGAUCAGAAGAACUCUCAGGAAAUUUAUUAUGUCAUAUUACUGGUGCUCCUGAUCGCUAUUCCAACAUGCGUACUUACGUCGCUCUACUCCGUUAUAAUCCUGAAUCUCAAAAGAGGAGGAAUUAAAAGAUGCAAAAGUCUUUCUAAUUGCAUAACGUCCCAGAGGCUUAAAGAGGACACAAAGGUGGUGAGGAACAUCCUUGCAAUUCUGUUUGCUUUUAUGGUUUGCAUUAUCCCAAUUAACGUUUUUGCUAUCCUAAUGUACUUCGUUUGGGACUGGAAAUUGCCCUGUGGUAUGGAAGGUUUUGUUUUUGCCGUAUAUUUCAUCCUAUAUCUAAAUGCUUCGGUGAAUCCUUGUAUUUAUUUCACUUUCAAUGAAAAAUAUCGUCAAGGUUUGUUAAACAUCCUAAAGGCCUUCAUUAGGCGAUCAAAGCCCAAGGCAGCUGUCGAGAGACAAUCAACUGAAUCCAUGACGUUAGUAACACCACGGAAAACAUCUUAAUCCGAUGUAACAUGGAAACUUGAAAUUUAUUUCUAUUGUAAUAAUUGCCUUCAAAAAUCUUAUUGAAAAUUUCAUGUUUCCAUGUUUUCCUUUCAGGGACAAUACCGGAAACGAUACGCUAUAUCUCUCCCUAUGAAUUCGUUUCAUUACUACUUUUUCCUUUCAGUGUUUCGUGCUCAGAAGUAGAGACACCACCUGAACCAUCGAUAAACGUGAGUUCAGCGCAAGAAACCUCGAGCUACGAAAAGAUUUUUUAUCUAUUUUUCGAGACAAAAUAUCUCUCAGGGGUAAAUGUUAUGACAAGAGUCUCAAUCCAUAGCUCAAUAUCUAAAGAACGUAAACACUUUCAAAUUAUCAAUUAGAUGACUCUGGAAAAAAAAAACCAACUUAUGACAGUGCUAUUUAUUCAAC